This is a messenger RNA of Oppiella nova, 1320 nucleotides long. Lineage: Eukaryota; Metazoa; Arthropoda; Arachnida; Sarcoptiformes; Oppiidae. The record is from the annotation of a GenBank genome assembly.
GUAUAAGGGCAAAAUAUUUUCAAUUUUACACUGAAAAUAACAUAACAAAUAAAACAUGUGUGACCCGGCGGCUAUAACGGACGACAAAAUGCAGAAACUUGUCAAAUGUGACGCGGAUUGGGAGAAAACUGCGAAAACUCAAUGGGACCAGUACAAGGAGACCUACAGCACUAAUUGUACGCAAAACUUAAAAUCGGUUCUGGAUAAUUACAGUAAUGUUAAGGUGGCAAAGAGUCAGGGACAGUUAUUGUGGAAAUGUAAUGUUGAGUACCGGGAUUGUCGUAGAGGCUUAUUUGAAAACCAAUAUAUGGCACCCAUUGAUAAAGUUAGAAAUGAUAUGCCCCUCGGAGUUGACAGUAGUCUUAAGGCUCAGGUUUGCGACUCUAAUGUCAUAAACGAUGAGAAAAUCCAGAAAAUGAUUGCUUGCGACCAGAAUUGGACAAAACAACAGAAACCCAUAUUGACUGACUACUACAAAGAAUCAUCAAAAUGCAUGGUUAACAAUAGCGCGAUUGAGCCGGCUAAAUUUAAUGUCAAAGUCUAUAUGAACAUGAUCCAAUUGGUGAGAUUGUGCGGCGGCACCUAUAACGAGAAAUUGAGUUGUGACACGAGCUCCGAGUUUCAGGAGGAACUGGACCCUAAGAUUAAGGCCAAGAUGUGUGACCCGCAUGUCAUGAGCGACGAGAAAAUGGACCAAAUGCUCAAAUGCGACCACCAGUUCCACCAGAAAUGGGAGCCUACCUUCAAAAAGUUAGGUGAACAGGUAGCAGGGUGCGCCCAAAAGUCGCAUAGUUUUGUGGCAAAGUUUGGUAAAUUACAUAAUGAGCAGCACCGGCAUGAGGUACUGGAUACUUGUGAUGCUAACUACGCUAAAUGUAGACAUGAAGCUGAAAAGCAGAUCCACGACAAACUGAUCCGGGACAUUUGUGUACGUGGUCACGAGGAACAUGGUCUAAACGAUUUUAUUAACAAGCCAAAUAAAGCCAAAAUGUGUGACCCUGGUGUUAUGAGCGAUGCUUUGGCUGUCAAAUUGGAUAAAUGCGAUGAAUCGUACUCUACGGCGGUUGAGAAAGAGAUAGAAAAAUUUGAAAACUUAUACCACGAUUGCGAGAAGAAAGAGACAGAGUUUUUCGCAAAGUUUAAGAAAUUAAGGAAAGAGGAAAAUCAACACCAUUUGCACCAUACGUGCGAUGAGUUGAGUGAUAAAUGCUACGAUUCGUACUUUGCCAAGCUAAAUGAGGUUGGCAUCAAGCACAAAAAGUCGUUGAAUGAUUGCUAUUCAAAGGUGUUUGGAGCUUGAUAACAGCAGUAUUCUAAGUU